CAAGAACCCCUAAGAUAUGAGGUACCCAUAUAACCCAUUUGGGAUUGAUUCAGGAGUCCAGUUAGCAGAGGGUCCAGCUUGUCUCCAGAAUGGUGAGCACGCGGCCUUUCGGGGGCAUCUGGAUGGAGAUUCUGUGGGUGACUCUGCUGGUGCUGACGUCCCAGGUGGCUGCGGACAGACGCCCCCCAAAGCACUUCACAGAGCAGCGUAAGCAUGAGUGUUACUUCGUGAAUGGGACAGAGCACGUGCAGUAUGUGGAGAGAUACAUCCACAACAGAGAGGAAAACUUGCGCUUUGACAGCAACCUGGGGCUGUUCAAGGCUGUGGCAAAGUGGGGUCAGGAAGAUGCUGAAUAUUGGAACAGCCAGAAGGAGUUCCUGGAGCAUAAACGAGCCGCGGUGAACACUUACUGCAGGCGCAACUACAAAGUGUCUGAUCACUUCUUAGUACGCAGGCGUGUGGAGCCAAAAGUGAUGGUGUAUCUAUCCAAGAGGGCUCCUGUGGGCCACCAAAACCUGCUGAUCUGCUCUGUCAGCGGCUUCUACCCCAAGGAUGUGGAAGUCAAGUGGUUCAUGAAUGGGCAGGAGGAGAGGGCUGGGGUCGUGUCCACAGGCCUGAUCCGUAAUGGAGACUGGACCUUCCAGACCCUGGUGAUGCUGGAGAUGACCCCCAAGCGGGGAGAUGUCUACACCUGCCACGUGGAGCACUCCAGCCUGCAGAAACCUGCCCUCGUGACCUGGAAAGCCCAGUCUGAAUCUGCCCGGAAUAAGAUGCUGACUGGCGUUGGGGGCUUUGUCCUGGGCCUCGUCUUCUUUGGGGGUGGCCUCAUUGUCCACAUGAGGAGUCAGAAAGUUAAUGGUGGUUCACAGCCUACAGGGCUCCUGAGAUGAACCCUGAGGCUAUGUUCCCUGGAACUGUUGACUCCCCUCUCAGCCUCUCUACCCCCAUUUAGAGGUCCCCUGCUUGUACCCAGAUGUUGAGGAGGCCAGCCCUCCUGAUCCCUUCCCUGGUACCACUCUUUCCCUGCACCUUCUACUCUAUCCUGAAUCCUGUAUUUCAGUUACCCACUCCAGUCUCCCUCAUUCCCACACCAGGGUUUUAUCCAUUUUUGUACCUUGAACCUCCACCCCAAUAAAUAAGAAGAAUGAGAAUCAACCAGGACAUGGUGACACAUAGUCAAUUUUGGGGUAAAAGAGGGAGGAAACUUCAGCCUUUGGGAUCCUUGGAAUCAGUCAAUGUGUGAAAUGCUUCCAGAAGGGAAGAUUGCAGCCCAUCCACACCUUUUUAUCCUGAUUGUCUCCUUCCUGUGUCCUUCCACAACCUUGCAGAGGGUGAUGACUCAGUGUCCUGGGGGUCUUCCUCUGCCCUCCUUGUCAUUAUGUGGAUACCAAAUACCAAUGACCCUCCCAGGCUGUCUACCCAUCAAUCUUCCCCUUUCCUAUAGGAUGAGUCCCCCUCAUUAUGAUCCUCCAUCUCUCUGAUGAGGUUCCUGCUGACAUUUCUGCUUCCUUCUUCCCUGGUGAUGUCCUGGAGCCUCUGCUUGCCCAUCAUAUGCCCUUCCACUGCACCUGAAAGAAAUUAAACAUUUACUCAUGCCUUUUGCUAUUGCAUCUUAUUGGGUUGUUCACUAUAUAUCCUCCUCCAUUGGACCUUCUCUAAUAACAAAUAUUUUUUAAAAUUUCAGUAUAAUGAUCCCAUUGAACACAUCUAUCCAAAAGCAUAUGCAACAGACCACACUCAUAGUCUGUCUCCUUUUCCUUCAUGAUGGGUUUGUUUUCCCUGUGACCAAGCUUGGUAAUUAUAAU
This is a messenger RNA of Gracilinanus agilis (Agile Gracile Mouse Opossum), 1805 nucleotides long. RefSeq names its product H-2 class II histocompatibility antigen, E-S beta chain-like. Gene Ontology annotation, molecular function: MHC class II protein complex binding. Bases 90 to 890 code for a protein of 266 amino acids. Gene Ontology annotation, cellular component: membrane; MHC class II protein complex. Gene Ontology annotation, biological process: antigen processing and presentation of exogenous peptide antigen via MHC class II; peptide antigen assembly with MHC class II protein complex; immune response. NCBI's taxonomy places the organism in Eukaryota, Metazoa, Chordata, Mammalia, Didelphimorphia, Didelphidae. The transcript has 7 exons. The record is from RefSeq and is a predicted model, not a curated record.